AUGCAGCCAAUGGUCAUGCAGGGAUGCUCCUACACCCUCCCACGAUGUCAUGAGCGGCAUACAGCAGACCAGUCACAUCGCAGCAGCACCACCCACUCACAGUCUCAGGUUAAAGCAGCGGAAGAUGGUGAAGGAGCGCCCUGUGUAACCCAGCAGGCUCCCGACAGUGCCCUCAGGCCCCAGACACCUCUGGAGAUGAAUCUUUGCUGGAAUGAAAUAAAAAAGAAAUCCCACAGCCUUCGGGCUCGUCUGGAGGCCUUUUCAGACCACAGCGGGAAGCUGCAGCUCCCCCUCCAGGAGAUCAUAGACUGGCUGGGUCAGAAGGAUGAAGAGCUGUCCGCCCAGCUGCCACUCCGGGGAGAUGUGCUCUUGGUGCAGCAGGAAAAAGAGACGCACGCAGCUUUCAUGGAAGAGGUGAAGUCUCGGGGCCCAUAUAUUUAUUCCGUCCUGGAGUCGGCGCAGGCCUUCCUCUCCCAGCACCCAUUUGAGGAAUUAGAGGAACCAAAUUCUGAAAGUAAAGAUGUCUCUCCAAGGCACCGGAUCCAGAACAUCAGCCGUUUUGUCUGGAAGCAGGCGAAUGUGGCCAGUGAGCUGUGGGAGAAGCUCACUGCCCGCUGUGUUGACCAACACCGUCACAUUGAACGAACACUGGAGCAGCUGCUGGAGGUCAAGGGAGCCAUGGAAGAGCUCAGCACAACACUGGACCAGGCCGAGAGUGUGCGAGAAACCUGGGAGCCCAUUGGGGACCUCUUCAUCGACUCCUUACCAGAGCACAUCCAGGCAACCAAGCUGUUUAAAGAGGAGCUCUCCCCCAUGAAGGAUGGGGUGAAGCUAGUUAAUGACCUCGCACACCAGCUUGCUAUCUCAGAUGUGCAUCUGUCCAUGGAGAACUCCCGGGCUCUGGAGCAGAUCAACACCCGAUGGAAACAGCUGCAGGCCUCGGUUAACGAACGCCUGAAGCAGCUCCAGGAUGCCCAUCGGGACUUUGGCCCAGGUUCCCAGCACUUCCUCUCCACCUCUGUCCAGGUUCCCUGGGAACGAGCAAUUUCACCCAAUAAAGUGCCAUACUACAUCAACCACCAGGCUCAGACGACAUGCUGGGACCACCCCAAGAUGACUGAGUUAUACCAAACGCUAGCCGAUUUGAACAACAUCAAAUUCUCUGCAUAUCGGACGGCCAUGAAGCUGCGCCGUGUCCAGAAAGCUCUGCGGUUGGACCUGGUGACUCUGGCCACAGCCUUGGAAAUCUUUAAUGAGCAUGAGCUACAGCCCAGCGAUCGCGUGAUGGACGUGGUGGAGGUCAUCCACUGCCUGACUGCCCUCUAUGAGCGGCUGGAGGAGGAGAGGGGCAUUCUGGUCAACGUGCCGCUCUGCGUGGACAUGAGUCUCAACUGGCUGCUCAACGUUUUCGAUAGCGGUCGCAGCGGGAAGAUGCGAGCGCUGUCCUUCAAGACUGGCAUUGCAUGUCUGUGUGGCACAGAGGUGAAGGAGAAAUUCCAGUAUCUCUUUGGCCAGGUGGCGAAUCCCAGUGGUCUGUGCGACCAGCGGCAUCUCAGCAUCCUGCUGCAUGAGGCCAUUCAGGUUCCGCGCCAGUUGGGAGAGGUGGCAGCGUUUGGGGGCAGCAAUGUGGAGCCCAGUGUCCGCAGCUGCUUCCGUUUCAGUAAUGGGAAGCCUGUGAUCGAGGUCGUCCAGUUCCUGGAAUGGGCCAACCUGGAGCCACAGUCCAUGGUGUGGCUGGCUGUCCUGCACAGAGUGACCAUUGCUGAGCAGGUGAAGCACCAAACCAAGUGCUCUGUCUGCAAACAGUGUCCCAUCAAAGGCUUCAGGUACCGCAGCCUGAAGCAGUUCAACGUGGAUAUCUGUCAGACCUGCUUCCUGACUGGACGAGCCAGCAAAGGGAACAAGCUCCACUAUCCCAUCAUGGAAUACUAUACCCCGACCACCUCUAGUGAGAACAUGAGGGACUUUGCUACGACCCUAAAAAACAAGUUCCGGUCUAAGCAGUACUUCAGCAAGCAUCCACAGAGAGGCUACCUGCCCGUCCAGUCUGUGCUGGAAGCUGACUUCACUGAGACACCGGCCUCCUCCCCGAUGUUACCGCAUGCCGAUACCCACUCCCGGAUCGAACACUUCGCCAGCAGACUCGCGGAGAUGGAGAGCCAGAACUGUUCCUUGUUUAAUGACAGCUUGUCCCCAGACGAUAGCCUGGAUGAGGAUCAGUACCUGUUGCGUCACUCCAGCCCAAUCACAGACAGAGAGCUGGUGUGCAGCCCAAAGGUCGAGGACAGCCUCAACACGGAGGAUAAGGGGGAGCUGGAGAGAAUCCUGGCCCACUUAGAGGAUGAGAACAGGAUCCUCCAAGGAGAGCUGAGACGUCUGAAAUGGCAGCACGAUGAGGCAGUGGAGUCCCCCACUGUGGCAGAAGGGUCUCCAGAAUCAGCCCAAGACCCGCACAAUGAUGAGCUCCUGGCUGAGGCAAGGAUCCUUCGGCAACACAAGAGCCGCCUGGAGACCCGAAUGCAGAUCCUGGAGGACCAUAACAAGCAGCUGGAAUCCCAGCUGCACCGCCUGAGAGAGUUGCUACUGCAGCCGCCAACUGACUUGGACAUCAAUGGCUCUGCGGCCUCUUCUUUGGCUUCCUCGCCCCAGCCGUCGGAGGGAAGUCAGUCCAGGGAGAAGGAGCACAACACCCCUGAAACCGAAACUGCAGAUGAGGUGGAGACGAGGGCACGGGAUGUCAGUCUGUGUUUGGAGGACAUCAUGGAGAAACUGAGGAGUGCCUUCCCCAACUCCCAAGGUACUGGACUGAAAUCCCCUUUGCUGGUUUCUUACUCCUCUCUAAAAUGA
Emys orbicularis (European pond turtle) is the source of this 2847-nucleotide messenger RNA. RefSeq names its product dystrophin related protein 2 (gene DRP2). Gene Ontology annotation, cellular component: plasma membrane. The transcript has 22 exons. Gene Ontology annotation, molecular function: zinc ion binding; protein binding. Gene Ontology annotation, biological process: synaptic signaling. The record is from RefSeq and is a predicted model, not a curated record. Bases 1 to 2847 code for a protein of 948 amino acids. NCBI's taxonomy places the organism in Eukaryota, Metazoa, Chordata, Testudines, Emydidae.